This is a messenger RNA of Leucoraja erinaceus (little skate), 2229 nucleotides long. Its product is annotated as cell adhesion molecule 2-like. The record is from RefSeq and is a predicted model, not a curated record. NCBI's taxonomy places the organism in Eukaryota, Metazoa, Chordata, Chondrichthyes, Rajiformes, Rajidae. Gene Ontology annotation, biological process: homophilic cell-cell adhesion. Gene Ontology annotation, cellular component: presynaptic membrane.
AUGGAGAAUGCGGAUGGUCUGUUCCCUGUGACGAAGGAUGAGCUGGUGCAGGAGGGGGGCAUUGUGACCCUGCGCUGCCCCGUGCAGGAGAACGACAACUCCUCACUCCAGUGGUCCAACCCCGCCCAGCAGACCCUCUUCUUCGACGAUAAGAAAGCGCUGCGGGAUAAUCGCAUCGCCUUGGUCUACUACUCCCGACACGAGCUGGCCAUCAGCAUCAGCAACAUGACCCUACGAGACGAGGGGGACUACACCUGCUCCAUCUUCACCAUGCCCGUCCGCACCGCAGUGGCCAAGGUGGUUGUUCUCGCUGCUCCCAAGAAGCCGGAGAUUUCGGGCUACAUUGGGCCGAUCGUGGAGGGCCGCACCAUCACGCUGAUGUGUAACACGUCGGGCACUAAACCCCUGCCCACCAUCCGUUGGUUGAAGGGCAGUGACGUGAUGGAAGGCCAAACAUACGAGUCAGACAUCGCUGACCAACGGGCCUACGCUCUCAGCAACGUGGUGAAUCUGACGGUGUGGCGGAAGGACAACGGUGCUGUCAUAGAGUGUGCCGUCAACCACCGUGCCCUGCAGGACAAUGUCUACACCGCCCAGCAGAGAAUCGAGGUCCACUAUUCUCCCGAAGUGGUGAUCGAGGCAUCCAAGGAAGUUCCCGAGGAGGGCGAGGAGUUCAUGCUGCACUGUUAUGGAAAAGGCAAUCCCGAGCCCAGCUACUUCAACUGGCUGCGGUUUAACGGGGAGUUGUCGGAGCGAGCGGUGGUGAGGCACGAGAACCUGUCCUUCACUUACCUGAACAAGACCGAUGCUGGAGUCUAUCAGUGUGUGGCCAAGAACAUCAUUGGAACUGGUGCCAAGAACUACUCUCUGAGAGUGCACGGAGACCCCCUGGAUUUGGCCCCCGCCUCUCCCCCUGCUCCCGUCAACGUCUCCCUGACCCCAUCCAGGCACGACUCCACCACAAGCUCGGACACAGACCCUCUGUCACAGCUGACCCAGUCCAGCAUCGAUCACGCCGUCAUCGGUGGCAUCGUGGCCGUAAUCGUCUUCAUCGCUCUCUGUCUCUUCAUCGUCCUCGUCCGCUACCUGAUACGGCACAAGGGCACGUACCUGACGCACGAGGCCAAGGGGCUGGACGAUGCUCCGGAUGCAGAUACGGCCAUCAUCAACGCCGAGGUGGGCCACUCCAGCUCGGAUGAGAAGAAGGAGUAUUUCAUUUAGUGGAUGAGCGAGGGGGAGAGGGUGGGUCGUGGAGGUCCCGGCGGGGUGAGGAGAGCGCGUCCGCGGGAGUCACUGGGAACCCGCCGGGGGAGAGUCUCACCCACAACACCCCCACCCCCACCACACGCACCGCCAGAGUUUGCUCAAACUUACGCCUCGCGCACAGCCUGAUUAUAACUUACUGUCGUAACCACGAUCACUGUUCAGUCUAGUUAUUGGUUUAAUAUCCUUCCGUUAAAACGAUUUAUUUGUAAGAGAUGAGGUGGAAAUGAGGGGAGGGGUAGCAGGAGGGGCCGGCCAGUGGCAGCAACAUCGGGGCAGGGUGACUGCAAACUCCCGAAUAGUCCUAGCCUGCGAGUGUGUGACGGGGCGUUGUGGAGGGCGGGUCACUCUGUGUAUGACCCGCGCUGUUGCUGGCCUGAUAUUUGCGAGGUGCACUGCCUGACCCGUUGCCUGGAGGACACACCUUGGAGUUUGAGGGCAAUUAUAUAUUUGCAUGGUCUCCCCUAUCGCCCACCAACACACUCCCCCCAUCCCCACCCCGGCUGAUGACCACAGAGAGGCACCUCCAUAGCCAGUCUUCCAGCUUGUCAAGAUGGCCACCUUCCCAUUUGGUCAAUUGCCCCAUAGUUGUGUGAACACACUGUCUUGCUGUAGGCCGUUGUACUGCCCCUACCACCCAUCUUACUCCUUUUCUGCAAGGUUUGACAUGAUUGGCUGGAAUUAUACACAUAUACGUUAUAAAUAUAUACAUAUAACUACCAAUAUUAAGUGGAUGUCUACGUGUGUCUUGAAGAAGCAGAGCUGCCAUUGGCUGGAAGUUUUCACGUGUAUAUUAAGCAGCGCUGUGAUUGGUCGUUUGCUGUGUCUGCACCUCUGCCCCACCCACGUUAAGGGGGUCUUGUAUUGUAUUUCUGGGGCUGUUUGUGUUUGGGGGGGGGGGGGAGGUUAAUAAUGGGUGUUGUUUUUGCAAAUAUUUUAAAUAAAAAAAAGUAUAGAAUUACAAAC